GGAAUACACUAAAUUAUCAUCCCAACACUACAAAGAAAACACACACACUCUCCAUCUCUCUCUCGCCUCUGAUCAGUGUGAUCACCAAGUUACAUUCAAGGAGAAGAAAGAAAGAAAAAAAGGGAAAAAAGAUGGGAAUCCUUAUUGAAGAAACCUUAAGCGCUAACUUCAAAACCCAAACUGUUAUUGAUGAUGAUAAUGAGUUGGGUUUGAUGGCCGUGAGACUAGCCAAUGCCGCAGCCUUCCCAAUGGUUCUUAAGGCCUCCCUCGAGCUCGGUGUUUUUGACAUUCUCUAUGCCGAAGCUACUAGCAGUAGCAUCGACUCCUUCCUCUCACCAUCAGAGAUAGCGAGUAGGCUACCAACUACACCAUGUAACCCUGAGGCCCCGGCUUUGUUGGACCGGAUGCUUCGCCUACUCGCUAGCUAUUCCAUGGUCAAGUGUGGUAACGUCACAUCCGGGAAGGGAGAGAGAGUCUAUAGAGCAGAGCCAAUUUGCAGGUUUUUCUUGAAAGAUAACAUUCAAGAUAUUGGAUCCCUUGCUUCUCAAGUCAUUGUCAAUUUCGACAGCGUCUUCCUCAAGACCUGGGGACAGUUGAAAGAUGUGGUGCUUGAAGGAGGAGAUGCGUUUGGUCGUGCACAUGGCGGCAUGAAACUCUUCGACUAUAUGGGAACAGAUGAGAGAUUUAGCAAGCUCUUUAAUCAAACCGGAUUUACAAUUGCGGUUGUGAAGAAGGCUCUUGAAGUUUACCAAGGCUUCAAAGAUGUGAAUGUGUUGGUUGAUGUUGGAGGAGGAGUUGGAAACACACUCGGUGUUGUUACUUCUAAGUAUCCUAAUAUUAAGGGUAUCAACUUUGACCUGACUUGUGCCUUGGCACAAGCACCUUCUUACCCUGGGGUGGAACAUGUCCACGGAGAUAUGUUCGUGGAUGUUCCAAAAGGAGAUGCCAUGAUCUUGAAACGUAUACUUCAUGAUUGGACUGAUGAAGAUUGCGUUAAAAUUCUUAAGAACUGUUGGAAGUCACUACCUGAGAAUGGUAAAGUUGUUGUCAUAGAACUAGUCACGCCUGAUGACGCUGAGAAUGGAGACAUCAAUGCAAGCAUUGCCUUUGACAUGGACAUGUUAAUGUUCACCCAAUGUUCUGGUGGGAAAGAGAGGUCACGAGCUGAGUUUGAAGCUCUAGCUGCAGCUUCUGGUUUCACCAAGUGCAAGUUCGUUUGUCCCGCUUAUCACUGCUGGAUCAUUGAGUUCUGUAAAGAAAAUGUAUAAAAAUACAAAAACUAAAUCCUCACAUGAAGUUAAUCUUCGGUUCAAUUGUUUGUUUGUAAUGAGUUAAAGAUCACAACCCUCGCUUUGUCUUGGAGCAAUAUGAAAUAAGAAGUAAAAUUUUAUACUA
This is a messenger RNA of Brassica oleracea var. oleracea, 1395 nucleotides long. RefSeq names its product caffeic acid 3-O-methyltransferase-like. NCBI's taxonomy places the organism in Eukaryota, Viridiplantae, Streptophyta, Magnoliopsida, Brassicales, Brassicaceae. Gene Ontology annotation, biological process: methylation. The record is from RefSeq and is a predicted model, not a curated record. Gene Ontology annotation, molecular function: S-adenosylmethionine-dependent methyltransferase activity; O-methyltransferase activity; protein dimerization activity. Bases 132 to 1268 code for a protein of 378 amino acids. The transcript is spliced from 3 exons.